UCGUGGUUUCUGCACACCCAGCGAUGAACUUCAGUGACCUGCCGCGCCAUUCCAUGUACUACAGAAGAAUGCUGCAUGGAUGGUGGGAACCCCUCAUAAUGGGCAGGCAGGGGUACAGACCCGGAACUCAGCACAGGGAUGGUGGGAACCCCUCAUAAUGGGCACGGCGGGGGUACAGACCCGGGAACUCAGCACAGGGAUGGUGGGAACCCCUCAUAAUGGGCACGGCGGGGGUACAGACCCGGGAACUCAGCACAGGGAUGGUGGGGAACCCCUCAUAAUGGGCACGGCGGGGGUACAGACCCGGGAACUCAGCACAGGGAUGGUGGGAACC
This is a messenger RNA of Staurois parvus, 334 nucleotides long. Lineage: Eukaryota; Metazoa; Chordata; Amphibia; Anura; Ranidae. The record is from the annotation of a GenBank genome assembly.